AUAUAUAUAUUUUAUUUAUUCCUGUUUUAUAAGCCAGGCCUUUGUUUUGGCUUUUAUCUUAGUUUUUAUUCGUUACAAACUCUCUCUCUCUUUCUCUCUCUUCUUUCUCUCUCUAAACCUUUUCUUUCUCGCCGGCGUCGGCGAUAUGCUCGAUGCAAUUGUUUUCCGGCUAGAUUCUCCGGUGAACCGAAAAUGAGAUCGGAACUUUCAUCCAUACAGUAAGGAAAGCUGUUUGGAUAGCUGGAAAUCGAGGGAGAAAGUUUUCCGGGGAUUUUCUUGGUAAUUCGGUAGUCUGAAAUAAUUUUUGAAACAGUGAUUUUUAUAUACGAAAAACUGAUUUUUGCUGUGAUAUUUGGGAGAUUUGGAGCCUGAAGUUUGUUAUGAAUUAAAUUCAUAUGGAGAAUAAUAGAUUGAUGGAAAUUGAUUGUGUGCAAAAAUCAGAGUUUGGUUUCUGAGAAUUUGGUUCAGGAUAAGUGGGAUUCUUAUUUGCAUGAACAUCUUUUUGAAGAUUGUUGUUUUUUGAUUUUGUAAAGAGAAAGGUAUACUUUUUUAAAGAUUUGUUAACAUGACAGAGAUACCAAACAGGAAUUCUUUGAUGAUUGAAGAGGAAAGAGAAGUACAUACUAAUCAUAAUAGUGUGAGGUUUGAGGGUAGAAUGAAUGAUGGUCGUCUUAGAUUGGGAUCAAGUGAUUCAUUUCUCCCUGGUCUUGUUGAUGAUGUGGCUUUGAACUGUCUUGCUUGGGCUUGUAGAUCUGAUUAUGCUUCAUUAGCUUGCAUUAAUAAAAAGUAUAGUACGUUAAUUAAUAGUGGGUAUUUGUAUGGGUUGAGGAAACAGUUGGGGAUUGUGGAGCAUUGGGUUUAUCUUGUUUGUGAUCCAAGAGGUUGGGAAGCAUUCGAUUUGUCGAAAAAGAAAUGGAUUACAUUGCCUAGAAUACCCUGUGAUGAGUGUUUCAAUCAUGCAGAUAAGGAAUCUCUGUCUGUGGGUAGUCAGUUGUUGGUGUUUGGUCGUGAAAUGUUGGAUUUUGCUAUUUGGAAGUACAGUUUGAUACGUCGUAGUUGGGUUAAAUGUCAGGGAAUGAACCGCCCUCGCUGUCUGUUUGGGUCCGGUAGUCUUGGUUCAAUCGCCAUUGUUGCAGGGGGGAGUGAUAAAAACGGAACUGUAUUGAAAUCAGCAGAGUUAUAUGACUCCGCAACAGGUGAGUGGGAAAUGCUACCGAACAUGAAAACCCCGCGAAGAUUGUGCUCGGGGUUUUUCAUGGAUGGAAAGUUUUACGUGAUUGGUGGGAUGUCAAGUCCCACUGUCUCAUUGACUUGUGGAGAGGAGUUUGAUCUUGAGACGAAAGAAUGGAGAAGGAUAGAGAAUAUGUAUCCACAGGCGAAUAGGGCGGCUCAGGCGCCCCCUCUUGUAGCAGUUGUGAGUAACCAGUUAUAUGCAGUUGAGCAUCUCACCAACAUGGUUAAAAAGUAUGACAAGGUUAACAACACAUGGCAUGUUUUGGGAAGGCUUCCUGUGAGAGCUGAUUCCGCUAAUGGUUGGGGGCUCGCUUUCAAGGCUUGUGGUGAAGAACUUCUAGUUGUGGGUGGGCAAAGAGGUCCCGAAGGUGAAAGUAUUGUUCUCAACGCUUGGCGCCCAACUUCAGGCGUUGUUAGGGAUGGCGUUUUGGAUUGGAAGAUUCAAGGUGUGAAGGAACAUGGUGGUGUCUUUGUAUUCAACUGUGCAGUUAUGGGUUGUUGAAGUAAGAUUCUAUAUUUUUUUUUUCUCAAAAAAAAGAAAAGAAAAGAAAGAUUAACACAAAAAGAAGGAACCAGUUUCUGCAAUCUGACCUGGCCCUUUUCGGGUUCUAUCCUCUGUGUAUUGGAUUGACUAGAAUUAAUUUGUUGAUGAAAUAGUGUUUCUCUUUGGUUGGGGAUUUGGUUUCCUUUUCUCUUAACUUUCCUUGUAUUGCAUAUGUUUCUUUCUUUGCAUCCUACAUAAGAUUUGGUUUCUAGGAAAUCAAAAUAGGGUCUCACUCUCUUGUAAUUUUUGUGCUUUUUUCUUUUAUAUAUUUCAAGUUUCUUCUUUUCA
Molecule: messenger RNA, 2065 nt
Organism: Cannabis sativa
Lineage: Eukaryota; Viridiplantae; Streptophyta; Magnoliopsida; Rosales; Cannabaceae
Product: F-box/kelch-repeat protein At5g60570
Exons: 2
Coding region: 566-1735 (389 amino acids)
Cellular component (GO): nucleus
Molecular function (GO): protein binding
Source: RefSeq, a predicted model, not a curated record